ACAAUUCACACACACACAGCCUCUGCGCAACCACAGCAUGGCAGGGACGAGGCGGCGGGCAGAGCCGCUCCGAAUGCUUCUCCCCAUGUGGGUCUGGAUCGCCGCUAUCGGCCUUGCAGGAACCGGAUUGACCGAUGGGAAGAAAUGCGUUUACUCGGUAGGAUCUCCGGGGGACAGGGCUGUUGUGGAGAGCGGCAAUGUGAACGGGACGGUGCAGCACUGCGCCCGCGCUGGCUGCUGCAUCACCAUCGUCCAUCUCUUAAAUAACAAAACAAACAUCACCACGCAAGCACACUGUAGUCUGAGGUUGCCACUUCUCUCUUGUACAUGUCUCCCCUGUUUAAAAGGCUGCAGCGUCAUCGAGGGAAGCUGCACUGAGCUGCUCUGCCUCUUGGGGCCCUUGAGAAGAAGGAACUACACCUCCUGCGUGUGCAGCGCAGACCUCUGCAACUCCCACUUCACAUGGAGCCAGGAUGCUGUUUCAGAUGGUGCUGCGAGAGGGGAGGGGAGCAGCCUGGCUCCCCUGGCCUGGAUCCUGACUGUGGGGGUGCCCCUGCUUUGCCUGCUGACCGGCGGCUGGAAGUGGAGAGACAUUCGCAGGAGACUUUUGGCUCACCAGCUUCCUCUGCAAGACCUCCCUCAGACUGAAAGGGUCCAAGCAACGACCUCACCUGCCUCCCCAACCUCACCUCGCCUCGACCUCACCAACAUGGAGCUGCACCAGGUUAUCAACAGGGGGCGCUACGCGGAGCUGUGGAAGGGGUCCCUGGAGGGGGUCCCCGUGGUUUUCAAACUGUACCCCUCGGGGGGCUGCCGGUGCUACGACAGCGAGAGCGCGGUGUACGGGCUGCCACUGCUGAAGCACCCCAGCAUCGCCCACUUCCUGGGGGAGGGGGAGAGCGGGCAGAGUGGAGCGAGGGUGCUGGUGCUGGAGCUGGCUCAUCACGGUUCUCUGCGGGCGUUCCUCUCUCAGCACUGCAGUGACUGGGUCGGGACAGUGAGGCUGGCCCUCUCUCUGUGCCAAGGCCUGGCCUUCUUGCACUCUGAGAUCCACAGGGACGGCGUGUACAAGCCUGCCGUGGCGCACAGAGACCUCAGCAGUAACAACGUGCUGGUCAAGGCUGACCAGACCUGUGCGCUCAGUGACUUCGGCUCAGCCACCGCCCUCAACCUGAGACCUGGACCGACACCACUCGGCACCCAGGAGGUGUGUGUGCAGGUGGGGACCCCUCGCUACAUGCCCCCCGAGAUCCUGGACGGCACUUUAAAUAUCUGGGACCCCUUAUCCUCCUUGCGGCAGGUGGAUGUCUACUCGCUGGGUCUGCUGGUCUGGGAGAUGACCACUAGAUGCACUGACCUCUGGACAGUCUCCCCAGUGCCGGAGUACAGACCUGCCUACGAGGCUGAACUGGGUCCCAGUCCCUCGCUAGACGAACUGGUCCUGCUGGUGUCGGAGCAGAGAAAACGACCCGUGCUGACCCACCUCUGCGGAGGACACAUCCAGGGCUGUGGCACUUUGAUGGAGAUUCUGAAGCACUGCUGGGAUAAUGACCCUGAAGCCAGACUGACUGCACCCUGCACAGAGAAGAGACUGAGCUCCCUGUAGCUGACUUUGUCAGAUGGGGUCUUGCAGGAUCCCCAGCGAUUCAGCUUCAGCAGCCUGGCUAGCGCACCCUUGCUAUUACCCUCAACGCUGUUUGAAGGACCCCUGCUACUGUCUAGAGUACACUGCCUGUGCUGUAAUGCGAUUGUGCAAUAAAAUAUACCGACUGCUUGUGUUGUUUGUGUGAUGUACGCUAUAGCAUAUAAAGAAUGGAAAUAAAG
This is a messenger RNA of Polyodon spathula (Mississippi paddlefish), 1824 nucleotides long. Its product is annotated as anti-Muellerian hormone type-2 receptor-like. The record is from RefSeq and is a predicted model, not a curated record. Bases 38 to 1606 code for a protein of 522 amino acids. Gene Ontology annotation, cellular component: signaling receptor complex; plasma membrane. Gene Ontology annotation, molecular function: ATP binding; transforming growth factor beta receptor activity. Gene Ontology annotation, biological process: protein phosphorylation; cellular response to growth factor stimulus; BMP signaling pathway. Lineage: Eukaryota; Metazoa; Chordata; Actinopteri; Acipenseriformes; Polyodontidae. The transcript is spliced from 11 exons.